Messenger RNA from Aspergillus udagawae, 1782 nucleotides. RefSeq lists its product as uncharacterized. The coding region runs from base 1 to 1782 and encodes 593 amino acids. NCBI's taxonomy places the organism in Eukaryota, Fungi, Ascomycota, Eurotiomycetes, Eurotiales, Aspergillaceae. The record is from RefSeq and is a predicted model, not a curated record. The transcript has a single exon.
AUGUCAACAUACAAGACAAUUGCCCAAGAAGAAAAUUUAAACUCGACUCCUCAAGAAGCUGAAGGCAGUCGCUUGCUAGAUGCGAAUCUGGAAUCAUGCUUCAGGAAGCUGCUACUCUUUCCACCUUUGCUUCUUUGCAAUGGCAUCAGCCUUCUCCUCAUCACCGGCCCGGUUGACGGUUGGACAUUCAAGGGCAAACAGUAUGACUGGAUCUCAGCCAACCGAGCCACAACGCAAUUAAUCGUUCAGACUCUGGCUAGUCUUUUGGGGUUGGCUCUAGUGGCGACCGUGAGGUCUAUGGCUAACUUUUGGGCGCGCAAUUGGCUGACCCGAAGGCCGAUGCUUCUUGAUACUGUGGCUUUCUUCAGCUCCGUGACAACAUCCCAAAUUAAUUGGUCCUUGGGAGGCAUCAGGCUGCCAGUCCUACUCUUAACUGCUUUGGCUGCUCUGGUUCCAGCUGCCGUCUGGGCCGGCGCUAUCACCCCCAUCCUCACUGUCUUGACCGGCCAGACACCGCUCUCGAUCCCUACUGCACGUUGGACGAAUGCAACCUCAAAUCUCUGGAACAAUAACAAUUGGUACACCUAUCAGAUACAAGGCGGUCCAAGAGUCUACAGUGAAUUAGGUGUCUUCUCAUACGCGUAUCAUUCAGAUCGUUUUAGUUACUUCAUCAAUGAUGGCUCAACUGCUACCAAUACGACUGAAUCUCCGCAGCGUUUCCCCAAGAGUGACAACACUAACUUCACGUAUUACGGGCGGUCGUAUGGUAUGGGUGCUACGGUUGGUUUGAAUGAUUCGUUCACGUUAGACCCGUACAUCCGAAGCUACACCUAUAACGAUACUGGAUAUCUAACACAGUACACUUGCGACUAUGACACCAACUUCGCCAUGCAGCUCGAGCUGACUACUUCCUCCCCUGUUCCAGUCUACUAUGUACAUCUUCCUGGUAAUGAUGGUUUCUACGUGGCAAGCCAACAGGGAAUCACGCUCGCCAUUGCUGCAGCAAAUACGCAUAACUGGGCGUUCUACAUGGGUGCUUCCUCUAAGUACAGCGUCCUGAAUGCGACUUUCUGCAACGCCACUUAUUCGCCAACGUUGUUUACUGUGCACGUUGAUCUUACUGAGCGCCUAAUCACCGUUAAGCCCCAGGAGACGCUGGCCAAGGUUGAUGAGUUCACGCCUGCCCCGGAGUACAUAGUCUGGAGCGGCGCCGACACGGCAGCCUCCCUCUCCAUGAUUGGCACGACGUCUUACACUUCUCUUAUUGGAGACAUGUUUAUCCGCAACAUUAACCGCACGUACUAUGCUGCAGGCGGCAAGGGCGCGGUGAACCCUUUACAAGCGGUACAGGAUACCGCUGAGGUCCUCUGGGACGCAGCCUAUGUAGGCGCAUCAAGUGCCCAGCUAGUGAUUGCACAAGAAUAUGAGGUCAGAGACGUUAUCACUCAGGUGGUGGCGUAUCGAAUUGGACAGCCGUUUUAUAUUUAUCUGAUCACAGCAAUCAACGCGACAGCAUUGCUGCUGCUAGUGGUGGAAGCAAUACGAACGCGAUUCUGGGCGUCACUACCACAGUUAGACUUUGCGGAUGUGAAAAGCACUGUGGUUGCCAGCUCAGUGGGCGGCACAGCAAUUGCUGAAGCGGUGAAGGAAGGCUAUGAGAAGAUGGGAGGACAGCCUAUAAAGGAGGUGUGGCGCGGCUCACGAGCGGAUCGACUGGCUGGAGAUAUAGCAGUGAUGAUAGUGGAGAAGGAGAAUAGUCCAUGUAUCACAGCUUGUAAAUGA